This is a messenger RNA of Pleurotus ostreatus (oyster mushroom), 1647 nucleotides long. RefSeq lists its product as uncharacterized. The transcript has 7 exons. The coding region runs from base 1 to 1647 and encodes 548 amino acids. Lineage: Eukaryota; Fungi; Basidiomycota; Agaricomycetes; Agaricales; Pleurotaceae. Gene Ontology annotation, biological process: intracellular signal transduction; peptidyl-serine phosphorylation. The record is from RefSeq and is a predicted model, not a curated record. Gene Ontology annotation, molecular function: ATP binding; protein serine/threonine kinase activity. Gene Ontology annotation, cellular component: spindle pole body.
AUGAAAGAAGGCCUCCCAUCGUUUGGCAAAGACAUCCACAUGGAUACCGCCAAAGGACUCACCAACAUGGGCGGAUUCCCUGACGUGCGGAUGGCCACCGCCAAGGGCAUGAUGACCUACGGACCAGGCGACAUCACGAUGGACACCGCUCGCGCUGGUACGACAAUGAAGCAAGGCGGCGGCCACGCCUUCCAGCUCUGGGAACGCGAACUCCUCGAUAGCCCCGAAGUCAAAAGAAAAGCCACCGUCGCCCAACUGUAUUUUCUCGAUUACUACUUCCAGACACUAGGCUACCUCGCUGCACGCAAGGAGCGACGCGCCAAGUUCGACCAGGACACUUCGGCACGCGGACUGACGCAGCAGGAGUACGCGAAGGAGUUUAAGUCGUACUGUGGGCGGGAGCGUGUGGUGUUGCGGCGACGACGGACCAAGCUACAACUAGAGCAGUUCCACAUCAUCGCCCAGGUCGGACAAGGAGGAUAUGGCGAGGUCUUUCUGGCCAGGAAGCAAGAGACAGGUGAGGUGUGUGCUUUGAAGAGGAUGAAGAAGCGGACGCUGUUCAAGAUGGAUGAGGUCCGACACGUCCUCGUUGAGCGCGACAUCCUUACAGCAACCAAAACGCCCUGGCUCGUGCGCCUUCUCUACGCCUUCCAAGACAAAGAACACGUCUACCUGGCCAUGGAAUAUGUUCCCGGAGGGGAUUUCCGCACUCUACUCAACAACUCGGGCGUCCUUAAGGAAGAACACGCGCGCUACUACAUCUGCGAGAUGUUUGCCGCCGUGACGGAGUUGCAUAAACUUGGAUAUAUUCACCGAGAUUUGAAACCGGAGAACUUCCUGGUGGACAGUACGGGCCACGUUAAGCUGACAGAUUUUGGUCUCGCCACUGGAGCUCUCAACCCCAAGAGGAUCGAAUCCCUCAAAGUCAAGCUCGACAAAGUCAAAGACAAUCAAGUAGUCCAUCGAUCUACGAUCGAACGACGCUCCAUAUACCGUUCGAUCCGAAACGAAGAUCCCAGGUACGCCGACUCAAUCGUCGGGUCCCCCGAUUAUAUGGCUCCUGAAGUCCUUCGCGGGAAGCCUUACACAUAUUCCGUCGACUACUGGUCCCUUGGUUGCAUCCUCUUCGAAUUCUUAGCAGGCUUCCCGCCUUUCAGCGGCUCCACGCCUGAAGAGACGUGGACGAAUCUGAAGAACUGGUCCAAAGUUUUGCAGCGGCCGGUUUACGACCGACCCGAGGAUUUGAUUUUCAAUUUAAGCGAUAUCGCUUGGGAUGCUAUUACUAGGCUAAUCGCCCACUCAACAACGCGCUACUCGACGCUCGACCAAGUGACCGCGCACCCAUUCUUUGAGCCCGCACCAUGGGACGAUCUUCGUGCUUCACGCGCACCAUUCGUGCCUGCCUUGGAUUCCGAGAUCGACACAGGAUAUUACGACGAUUUCACGUCGUUGGAGGACAUGGCGAAAUAUGCCGAGGUGAAGGAGAAGCAGAAGAAUGUGGAGGCAGUAAAGGAGAAAGAUGGCGGGGCAGGUGGGAGAGGCGUGUGGGUUGGGUUUACGUUUGGGAAGAAUGGGAUGGGAGUGGGGGCGCGUGGAUUGGGGGCUGGAGAAGGGGAUGGGGAGGGCGUGUUGGCGACUAUAUUUUAA